AUGGCAGCCAAAUUUAUUCCCCGACAGGCCUUCCCUAGUUAUACGUCCAUCCCAAGGUCGUAUUUCCUGGGUCACCAUCGGGCAGGUCUGAAAAAGAUGCAGAAUAUGCUCUCCUCCAUUGACUACGUCGUUGAGUGCCGCGAUUAUAGAGUACCAGUUACAUCUAUCAAUCCCAUGUUUGAAGAAGCCUUGGGGAAAACCAGACGAUUAAUAGUAUAUACAAAGAGGGAUCUAGGUGCGGAAUCAGGGUCACCAGCCCAGCAACAGGCAGAGAAAAAAGUUCAGAGUUUCGAUAAGAAUAGCGCUGUGUUCUUUGUUAGCUCCUCGUCCCGCCCGGAUGUGAGUUCUAUAUUGAAGCAUUUACGAAAUGAUGCUGAAGGACCCGACAAACUCGUGGGGUGUCGGGUCAUGGUUGUCGGAAUGCCAAAUGUCGGCAAAUCGACGUUAAUCAAUAAUCUGCGAAAUCAGGGUGUGCGCAAAGCUAAGGCUGUGCAGACAGGCGGCCAACCUGGUAUUACCAGGAAAAUCGGAACUCCCGUCAAGAUUAUCGAGAGAGAGAACGGCUCUCAUGUUUAUGUGCUAGACACGCCCGGUGUCUUUAUGCCAUACGUACCAGAUGCAGAAAAAAUGCUGAAACUGGCACUUUGUGGUUGCGUCAAGGACUCUGUGAUCUCACCCGUCACAUUAGCAGACUAUCUGUUAUACCAUAUAAAUUUGCAUAAUACCCAAGUAUAUGAGCGUUGGUCCCCGCCAACUAAUGAAAUUAUGCCUCUUCUAAACGAUUUUGCCCGUCACACCGGACUGCUUGCCAAGGGUGGUAUUCCAAACACUGACCUUGCGGCGUUGCAUUUUAUCCAAAAAUGGCGCGCAGGUGGCUUGGGGAAGUUCAUCCUGGAUGACCUGCAAGCAGAGGAACGUCAUCGUCAAGAAGGCACGAAGGAUGCAGUGGGCACCAGCAUGUCCCAAGCGCGCAAGGCCGAAAGGAUGGCAAGGAAACACCCCCAGAAACUGUAA
Messenger RNA from Aspergillus nomiae NRRL 13137, 1014 nucleotides. Its product is annotated as putative GTPase MTG1. NCBI's taxonomy places the organism in Eukaryota, Fungi, Ascomycota, Eurotiomycetes, Eurotiales, Aspergillaceae. The record is from RefSeq and is a predicted model, not a curated record. The coding region runs from base 1 to 1014 and encodes 337 amino acids. The transcript is spliced from 2 exons. Gene Ontology annotation, molecular function: GTPase activity; GTP binding. Gene Ontology annotation, cellular component: mitochondrion.